AUACCGAAAAUGUACUAAUUUUUUAAGUACAAAAAUCAAACCAGAUCGGAUAUUUUUACUGGAUGGGCAACCCUCGAUACACUCUAAUAUAAAAACAACAAAGCGAAAUUGCAUUUGACAUUGAAAAAGGCGGAAAUUGGAGCAGAAUUUGAUUUGCAUUGAGGUUGGGAAAAAUUAAUUGUGCAAUGGAGCAGCGUGCUAAUUUCUUGGCUUUAACGCUCUUGGAUGCGCUGGAAGAUGAGAACGAGUCCGAUAUAUUCUCAAUGCUGGAUAGGAACACUAUCAACUCCAGCGUCGUGCCCUGUGAGCGCGGCUUGGCUCCGUUGCACUAUGUGUGCGGGAUGCAGAACGAGGAGUUGGCCCUGAAAAUCCUGCAACGCUUUCUAGAGAGCGAUCAGGUGGAUGCGAAUGUGUGCUGCGAUGGAAACAUGACGGCACUUCAUAUAGCUGCAAUUUAUGGUCGAGUGGAGCUGGUGCGCCUGCUAUUGGAGCAUGGUGCUCGACCGGAUCUCAUUGAUGACGAGCACAAGAUGCCCAUGCACUAUGCCAUUGAGGAGUGCCACUUCGAGGUGCUGCAGCUGCUCAGCGAUCACAUAUUAAAGGAGAAGCAGGCGAAGCAGGAGAAGCAACUGAAGCAGUCACUGAAAACGCCCAAGUCUAUGAUUAAGUAUAACCACGAUGUGACCUCGCCCUAUUAUAUCAACAUUACACACAGACGAAACAAGCCGCAGCCCAGUUUUCCCGAUGAAAUGGAGUUGGAGCAUUCGGUGAAUCUCUUUGCGCUCACCAGGGAUCAUCUGGAGGAGCUGUCAAACCGUGAGAAACCGUCGAGUGGUCGUCGCACAUUAAUUGAGAGCUGGCGGGAUAAAGUGGAGCGUUCGCGUGUCCGCAAAUCUAUGUUGCAGGAGGAGCACGUUGAGGCCCUUGUGGAUCAGGCCAUGACCCAGGAUGACUUUGACUAUGAGCAGCAUGUGCAGCAGACACUUAGGGAAUCCGAUCAGGAGCGAGAACGGGACCAGGAUCAGGCAGCAUCACAGCAACAAACCGCAUCCGAAGCAGGUAGAGCCGCCUUUGGCCAACUGGUGGAGCAAGUGGCUCAAGCGUGUGUGCUGGAGCAGAGCUAUCACACUGCACAGGAUGAGAUACAGACGCCCAAAAAGGAGGACUACUAUCUGCAGAUGACUGAAGCAUAUGUCCACACGGAUGAUGAGAAUGGACUCGUCUUCUACGAGACCAAAUUACUGCAGAAUGCCGUCAAGAGUGUGCCAAGCAAGAGAAGGGAGAAGCAGGAGCAUCUGAAAGUUCCGUCUCCUCCACAGCUGGACAGCAGUGUGAGCACAAAUCUGACCCUGCCCCUGGACUACGAGACGGAUGCACUGCGUGCGGAACUGACACAGUUGGGAGCACCAGUUGGACCCAUCACUCGAACAACCAAACGACUGUAUAUCAAGCAGCUCAUCAAGUACAAACGGAACACGGAGGCGUUGCUGGCGGCACAGAAGCAUGCAAAGGCGGCACAAAUCAAAUACUCCGUGGAACUACAUCACACGCUCCGUUCCCAGCCCGACUUCGAUCACAUCGCCAACGAGUACAUGAAAUAUGAAAUUCAGUCAGCUGCUCACUUUGCCACGGCUUCGACCACGACAAAUGGACGACAGAUGCGCGAGGGUCACCUGAAGCAGAGUUUCAUCUACAUGUUGAUUGAUCCACGGAUCUCGCGCAAUUUGCCGGGAGAGCGCAACUUCCUGGAUCCCUUGUGCAUUUGGUCACGCUUUCUGGAUGCCAUUUUCUACGUGGGCAAGGGCAAAAGCUCACGACCCUAUGCCCAUCUCUAUGAUGCAAUGCGUCAGCAUACGCGUGCCCAUCAACAGCAGCAUAAUCCUGCAGAGAAACGAGGAAAGGCUAAACGCUGCCUGCUGAUGCCAGAGCUGUUCAAGUCGCCGCCGCCAGCGGGAAGUGGCCCAGCUGGCAGCAGGAAACUCCAACGCAUCCUGGACAUUUGGCAGCAUGGAAGCGGCGUCGUUUGCUUACAUGUAUUCCACAACAUUCUGCCAACGGAUGCAUAUACAAGAGAGGCGUCCAUCAUUGAUGCACUCGGUCUCACACACUUGACCAACUUGAAGCGGGGGGAUUACUAUGGCCCGGCACAGAUCUGGACAAUGAAGCACAAGAAACAAUUAGGAAUCGCGCUGCUCCACAAGGCGAUGCACAUUUAUUUGGCCGAAGGGGAAUCCCAAUUGUCGCCCAGUGACUUGAUUUAGUAGCAAUUGCAGUUCGUCCUUUUUUGCAAUAAGUACCAAGUACAAAGUGUAGCAAGCCAAAAUAUUUUAUAGCUGGAUCUCAAUUGUAGAAUAAAUUAAUAUGAAAACAAAUACAAAACAUAUGUCAUAAGUCAAAACAAACUAAUUUUGCCCUUGUUGGUAUUUAUAAAUACGCCACCUGUAGUUUUGUCUUACAACUGACGACACGCCAUCUUUUGUCUGUUUAUGAAAGCUUCAUCAAAAUACAUAGGCAUACAACAACAAUUGCAGCCCAAAAGUAUGCAGCACAUUUCGUAACAACAAAACGUUUGUCUGCUUCCAAUUUUAGCGUGAACGCUGCUUGGAAUUCUCAACUGGUUCUAGUUACUCAACAAUGUAGUAGUCGUUGAAUUGCAAAGGAAAGUUAUCUUUGCGCAGAGGCGAUAUCGUAACCAAUGAAGUUCUACUGAGGUGCGAUUAUUGCUAGUUGAAAACUUUAACCAAUACCCCGCCAUGGGGACGUGAAAUACCGUCCACUACGGCAAUUUUUGGAAGCCCGAGAGGGCUAAA
Messenger RNA from Drosophila innubila, 2810 nucleotides. RefSeq lists its product as uncharacterized. The coding region runs from base 186 to 2261 and encodes 691 amino acids. NCBI's taxonomy places the organism in Eukaryota, Metazoa, Arthropoda, Insecta, Diptera, Drosophilidae. Gene Ontology annotation, molecular function: endonuclease activity; protein binding. The record is from RefSeq and is a predicted model, not a curated record. The transcript has a single exon.